Molecule: messenger RNA, 912 nt
Organism: Enterobius vermicularis (human pinworm)
Lineage: Eukaryota; Metazoa; Nematoda; Chromadorea; Rhabditida; Oxyuridae
Source: the annotation of a GenBank genome assembly
AUGGGGCCCUUUGACUGCGAGAGUACCAGAAUUUCAAAGGCUUUAGUAGUUCCUUUUGCUGCUGUCAUUGGGACCAUAGGGUAUUUUAUUGAAAAGAAGUUGGUGAAAGCGCAGAAACCAAUUCCGUAUCUUGAGACUUCAAUACAUGAUGACCGGAUGCGGCGUCAGAUGGAUAUAGAACUUGACCCUGAAUAUAAAGUCCAACAUUCUAUAAAGGAAGAAAAGCAAAAGAUAGUUCCAAAAUCAAGGUUUCCUCUUGAUGUUACGGUCGGUUGUUUUAUUAAUGCGCAGAUGAUCGGAAACGUCAGAAUUCUUUCAAAAGGAGGACGUUUUGCUGUGCGAAGUAGUAAUUAUUCGUCGUAUGAACCAAGAGAACCUGAUUAUUAUGAGGUGUUAGGCGUGCCAAAAACAGCAACUUCCGGGGAAAUUAAAAGUGCUUUUUUGCGCAAGUGUCAAGAAUUACAUCCCGAUGGAAAGAAAUUCUUAGGCCUAAAACAAAACAAGAUGAUUACGGAAGAUUUCAUGAAACUGAAAGAAGCGUACGAUGUUUUGAGAAAGCCUGUAGAAAGACGUGUCUAUGAUAAACAGCUAGAACGCGGAAAACCUCAUUAUACUUACCAGGACGUUCCGAAUGAGACAGCAGAAACUCUGAAGCACUUUAUUAAACCUUCUAUUAAUACAUCGGACAAGUUUUCUGGAACAGACCCGUAUGGUCCUCAUUUCAAAGAUUUUAGUGCAGACUUAAAAGCGUCAGAGAGAUUAAAAAGAAUUCUUUUUUUGCUCGUUGGUCUUGCUGUGAUUUUUGUCGUCUUUGACGUGACGCUCGUAAAGAGAAAACGAGCCAAUCUAGUGCGAGACCGUAGCACAAAUAGUCCCGUCGUUUCAUAUGACAACAGAGAUAAUGGAACUUAA